GACAGAAUUUCAUGAACGUUUGAUAAAAUUGAAAGUUAAAGUAAAUAUAAUUUUAGCAUGGUGUUUUUAAUACAUAAAGAAAAUAGAAAACAUUUAAUACAUCACAACAUAAGAAUUUGAGACAUUAACACUUCAAAGAUGUCCCAACAAAAGCAACUCCAGUUACCCAAAGUGGGACUGCUGUCUCGUGGUGGUAGAUCUAUCAAGAUUACAAAUGUGAAAUCCAUCAAGCCACCAGAUCCUGAGCUGAUUAAGAAGCAAGAGGAAGAGAAAUUGAGGAUUGAGUUCCAAAAGGAAAUUGCAUCCCGAUACCGCACCUGUGGACAUCAGAAGUACGAAUGCCUUCUUCCAGUGUUGGUGGGUCGGUCAUUCUGCGCCCAGCAUAUAUUGGAUGAUUCCACAGCGCCGUUCCAGCAGUGCGCGCAUAUUAAUUCCCAGGGUAGGAGGUGCCCCGUACCAGCCCCAAAAGUGGAUUACAGCCUUUGCUUCGAACAUGCCCGCGCAGCCCUACUCAGACGUCAGAAGAGCACUGCGCCUCCGCCCCCUGUCACUACGACGGAGACCCUGUUGAACCAAUUGCAACAUUAUAUACGGCCAGAACGUACGCGUACAACAUCGUGCGCCUCCUCCGUGUCUGUGGUUAGCGAUCCAGCUGACAACGAAAUUACAUCGCAUUCUGUCGAUCCGUUUAAGGAAAUAGAUGCGACCGUGGUCAACUCAACCGUUUCGUCGUAUAUAAUGGAAUGCGCAAGCGCAAGUGAAAGCGAUUGUGAUAGUAUCGAGCUGAAUGAAGAUAUAACAGACCUGUUGUCUGAUACUGAGGACGCGCCGUGUGAAGAUCUGCCAUUAUGGCGCGCGGGCGUGUUCACAGUUGAGGAAGCGGUCUCGGAGACGAAGAACGUUUUGAAAUUGUUAAAAGAAGCGUACCUUGGGCAAAUGGGGAAAUUGAGGAUUUCCCUACAAAUGGGUAGACUCCAGUAUUUGAGAAGCUUAAAGGCCGAAAAGGAAUUGUAUUGCAGUAUAAGCACCCAAUCGAAAAGUGGUCCGCAGACAGUACGAGAGAGGUGGCAAAUGAGAAAGCUGAAGGCGUACGCCAGUUAUCACAAGAAGUAUCGAGCGGAAGCCAUUUUGGCGAAGAAACUUCAGAAGAAACGUGCUAAGGUGAACGAGAUCAAGAAUCGGGGUAAUCCACAACAAGGCAGGUGUUCGUUUACAGAGGGCGGGGUUCGAUGCUCGAUGCAUACACUCCCCGCGACCAAACACUGCCUCAAGCACAUACUGUCCGACCGGCAGCAGGUGCUGUUCAAGCAAUGCAACGACCAGCGAGGUGGCGUGGCCUGCAGGGAGCCCAUCGCCAAGUUGCCUCUGGCCUCGACUGUCUGCAGAUACCACACGGGACCUCCCGUGUAUGCAACAUUUACGUUGAAGAAAGACGAAACGGACUCCGAUGCCGGGUCCCACUCAUCAUCAGAUACCGAUGAUGAAAUACCGUCUCCGAGGAAGUUGGUUCCGGUCGUGGCCGGCCUGGUCGAUGACAUGGGCGGGUACGAAUGACAUCUGGUCUAUCCAUAUGACAUAUGGAGAAGGAGAAUAUUAAAGACUCCGAGUUCUUCAAGUGACACAGAAAUUAGUGUAUAAUUGGCAGAAAUUGCUAAAAUUCACAAAUAAGCCUUAAUGACUUAGCUAGCGUUAAAUAGUGUUUAUGGGUCAUUUUAAGUUAAGAGGUAAUAUGUUUUAUGAAGUUUUAGUGACUGCAUGGUUUUUUAUUUAUUAAUUUUGAUAUUUUAACUAAACAUUUUAAGCUGAAUACGUUUACAAAGUGGCCAGUCAAUUUAUUUUAUCUCGCUUUAUAAGUGACCAGGGUAGAGACAAAAUGUAUUAAAAACAACUUUAUUUUUAUUAUGAAUUAUUUAUAAUCAGACUUAUCAUUUCUAAGCAGUCUUUGUUUAUAUAAUUAAAUUUUAAAUUCACAAACGUACAAAACAUAAUAAGAUUCUUACUUUUUCUAUCCAUCAAAACAAAAAUAUCUAUAACUUUAUAAUCAAUAGUUAAUGAAGAAAUAUAAAGAGCAAAAAUUUCUCUCAGUAACAGUAUUAAGUUUUUCUUGUAAUUAAUUAGUAAUUUAACUCUAACAUUUUAAUUAAAAUGUAACUUAAAAAAUAUUUUCUAAAACCCGUGAUUAAUGAUAAAAUCAAUAGAUUUAUUAGCAUUAAAAAAAUACGCUGCCUAAUUUUUAAGUUGCCUUUUUUUUAAAUUGGGUAGUUUUUAAAAACGCAAGCAAAUGUAUCUCCACACAACACAUUAAUUAUUAAAGUAUUUCCCGUACGCAAUUCACAAUCAAAUGUAUGAACUAUUCAAAGUUAAUAUUUAAGUCUAUAUUAAGUAUUUUAAUAUUUUUUUUUUUAAUAAAUUUAUGUGAACAUUCAUUGUUCACAUAAAUUUUGAUAGCAUUUAGUUUUAAAUAAUAAAUAGGUUAAUUAGGAAGUUUGUAUAACCAAUAAUUAAGAGAUCCUAUGUACCAAAAUAAACAUAAAAAAAGUAUUUUUUGUCCUGGCCAUGAAAAGUACUUCUUAACUUAUUAUGACCCAUAUAUUCAAUCAAGUCGCUAAUUAGUUUAACGAGUUUCCUAAACGUUCCUAGGCAACAAGAAUAACCUAACCUAACCAUAGACAAUAAAACAAAAGACGGAAUUUCCAAACUCUCAGCUCUCCACGAUAAGACCGAAAUAAUGAUGGUGGAGUCGACACCAAAGAAAACUCGAAAAGAAAUCAGCUGUUGUCGUGACCGCCAUCUUGUUUUACAUUAUUAAUCAUCACGCUGGCUCUAGGUCAGACAGAUAGUUAAACGUUUUCUACACUGCUUUAUUUAAAUCAAAAUGCUAGCGACUUGAUUGAAUAUGGAUUUUUAAUGAACUGUCUAGAUUCAAUGAACUCUCUAAUUUUACAACUUUACUUCGACAUAUCCCCUAAAGUAAGUUAAAAUACAUUUUAAUGAAAUACAUUUUAUUCCAUAAGUUAUUCAUUUGGCAUCGUUAAACAUGACUCAAAACUAGUCUCAAGACCAGUUUUAUGAACGCUUAAGCCUUAGUGUAUAAGUGGCCUUAAAAAGAGCUAUAAGUGUUAAUUAGUUGAAGCAAUGAACUUUUACGUCGAUUUUUGACGAGGUUCAGAUAAUUUUCAAGCAACGGGCUUAUCGCUAAUAAGCGAUCUCUUUAGGCAACCCUAGUAAGGAAAUGGCAAGCAAUAAUAUGGCAAUAAAGCUCAGUUGAAUUUGGACCAGCGACUACAGUGUUGGUUGGUGGUACAGAAGGGAAAAGGAAAGAAGGUAUUGGGUACAACCUAUUUUACAUACAUCAUGGAAAUUUCCAUUUUAUUGCCAUGAAGUUUAUGUAUAAUGCUUUUUAUCACCUAAAAUCCUCAGCUGAACCGAUGCCCAUGAUGAGCUCCGGGCCUAAUGUUUUAUAUGAAUUGUACUAUUUGCCUUUUAUAACUUAUGAUGAACUCUAUGUAGUGAAUAGAUAUAUAUUAGAGAUAAUAUACAAUUUUACUUAAGCUUGAAUUUAAUUUUUAAGUAUAUUAACUUAAAUAUAAUUGAAUAUUUAGAUUCCCUUGACAAUCUGGUCUGUUUGCCACCAUACAUUUCUGGGCACCGGGUCCACAUUUCUUCAUCACCUUACCUUUGUGUCUACCAGUUCAUUAAUGACAUGCUCCAUUUUGGUUGAUGUUCCACAGCCCACUUCCAUUUGUGUUUUUUUAAAUUUUAGUAAUAUUUGAAACAAAUUUAAAUACGGGUACAUAAUUUAUACAGAGGGUUCAAAUUUUUUUUAUAGAUCUUUUUUGAUCCAUCAUAUAUAAUGUACUUACAAUAGCAUCGAGCCGUUAAGUCACAGGUGUGAAGCACCAUAAACUCAGGACUGUCAAAGAGGCGAUCAAGGCCAGAAUGACAUACAAAUGGCUAGAAAUGCCCAAAAAGCUUGCUAAGCAACUAACCAUAAGUCCUGAUAGAUACGGUUGACAGAGAAGAGCAGUCUCGAAGGAGAUUUUGCUCUAAACGCCUAACAGCGCUCAACAUAUCUGCUCAUAGUCUUUUUUUUUAUAGAACAGGGGGCAAACGGGCA
This is a messenger RNA of Pieris rapae (cabbage white), 4117 nucleotides long. It is a transcript of the gene dgt1, whose product is annotated as KAT8 regulatory NSL complex subunit 2. The record is from RefSeq and is a predicted model, not a curated record. Bases 139 to 1554 code for a protein of 471 amino acids. NCBI's taxonomy places the organism in Eukaryota, Metazoa, Arthropoda, Insecta, Lepidoptera, Pieridae. The transcript has 11 exons. Gene Ontology annotation, cellular component: NSL complex.